Messenger RNA from Sarcophilus harrisii (Tasmanian devil), 1542 nucleotides. RefSeq names its product transmembrane protein 41A (gene TMEM41A). The transcript is spliced from 4 exons. The coding region runs from base 391 to 1443 and encodes 350 amino acids. The record is from RefSeq and is a predicted model, not a curated record. NCBI's taxonomy places the organism in Eukaryota, Metazoa, Chordata, Mammalia, Dasyuromorphia, Dasyuridae.
GAGGGAACGUGGGGAGCGUCUGAGCCGGCGAGAUGGGCAGGGGAGAGCGGCUUCGACUGCACUUCCGGCGAGAGGGUCGCGCCCCUCCUACUUCCGGUGAGUCCUCCCCCCCCCCCAUUUCAGCCCCGCCUGCACUUACGGUGGUCCCUGGUGUCUUCCCUACUCCUCCCCCCUCCCCCGCCCCGCUCCCCUACUUCCGGGUCAGUUAGAGGACCUGGGUUCAAAUGAUGUUUCUGAGCCCCCUCUUUGGGGCAGGUGAACUAGGCCAUCUCCGGGAGUUGUGCCGCUAAAUCUGGGCUUGGAUUGGGAUGAAGAGCCUUGACUGAGCACCCGCUGCUUACCUGCUCCCGCUCUGGGGGGAACAUCUUGGUGGGGGCGCCUGCGGGGCUAAUGGGGAAAGCCCGAGGCCCCCCGAAACCCUGCCCCCAGCGGGGGAGGGGCCGGCCUGGCCGCCCCGCCCUUGCCGAGGGCCAGGCUUUGCCCCGGGUUUCCCUUACCUCAUUUGCCCUCCCCCAGCUCCGUUUCUCCCUUGGGAGCCCUCCCGAGAAGGGCCCCCCGGGACGGGCGGCGGGCGAGGGGGCGGCCGAACAAGAAGCCCCGGGGUCUCCUGCGGCUCCUCCCUUACCGCGCCGGGAGACUCCGCCAGGAGCCGGGCUGAGGCGGCGGGCGCGGACGGCAGCCGUGGGGAGGGAGGCCCCCGCGGGCCGGCGUCAGAGGCAGGACUCGGCCCCGGCCCCCCGGCAGCAGCGGCUCUCCCCUCCCCGCAGGGCGCUGAAGUUCCCCUCGGACCUGGAGGAGCUGCGCGCGCUCUCGGCCUUCCUGCAGUCCUACGGCGGGGAGCACCAGGCGCACGUGCUGCUGCUCUUCUGCAGCGCCUACCUCUACAAGCAGUGCUUCGCCAUCCCCGGCUCCGGCUUCCUGAACGUCCUGGCCGGAGCCCUGUUCGGGCCCUGGGUGGGCCUGGGCCUGUGCUGUGCGCUGGCCUCGGUGGGCGCCACCUGCUGUUACCUGCUCUCCAGGGCCUUCGGGAAGCAGCUGGUGGUCUCCUACUUCCCCGAGAAGGUGGCCGUGCUGCAGAGAAAGGUGGAGGACAACAGAAACAGUCUCUUCUUCUUCCUGCUUUUCCUGAGACUCUUCCCCAUGACGCCCAACUGGUUCUUGAACUUCUCGUCCCCAAUCCUGAACAUCCCCAUCGGGCAGUUCUUCUUCUCGGUCCUCAUAGGCCUGAUCCCGUACAACUUCAUCUGCGUGCAGACCGGCUCCAUCCUGUCCUCCGUCACCUCCCUGGACGACAUCUUCUCCUGGGCGACCGCGCUCAAGCUGCUGGCCAUCGCCCUGGUGGCGCUGAUCCCGGGCACCCUCAUCAAGCGCUUCAGCCGCAAGCGUCUCAGGCUGGACGAGCCCGGCGGCUCUCACCCGGGGGACGGCAAGAAGGGGACGUGACGGCCGGCCUCGUCGGGGGGCCCGGCGCUCGGGGGGCCGCCUCCGCACCUCACCUCCCCCAGGAGGGUCGAGGGGAGCUCGUGUCCCCAGCCUGGCCCU